Staurois parvus is the source of this 1407-nucleotide messenger RNA. Lineage: Eukaryota; Metazoa; Chordata; Amphibia; Anura; Ranidae. The record is from the annotation of a GenBank genome assembly.
ACACUCUCGCCCUCCCGGCUACGGUGGCCGCCGAGGACCCUGAAUGUAUUUCACGGAAGGGGGCUCCUCCUUGCAGGUACUUACUGCUUGAACAUGUUUACAUUCAUGAACAGUUCAGACAGUGAAGAGGAAGAGGAAUGCAAUGAGAGAACAUCACUGAUUGCUUCUGAAAGUCCACCUCUACCUUCUUAUCAGCAUGGAGUACAGACCCCAUCAGAGGCUACAAAUCAAAGGAAACACUAUACCAGCAGUGCUCAAGCUAGUGAUGCAGCAAAUGGAGCAACGUCUGUUCCCUCUGACAGACAAGUCCCCGUGGACACUGAUGAGGAAGAACUGACUCUUAAAUAUGGUGCCAAGCAUGUCAUAAUGCUGUUUGUCCCAGUUACUCUCUGCAUGGUGGUCGUUGUAGCUACAAUUAAAUCUGUCAGCUUCUACACUGAAAAAAAUGGACAGUUAAUCUAUACACCUUUUUCAGAAGAUACAACCUCAGUUGGGCAGCGACUUCUGAAUUCUGUUCUGUUCUGAAUACAAUUAUAAUGAUAAGUGUUAUCCUUGUGAUGACAGUGUUUCUUGUUUUAUUAUACAAAUAUCGCUGCUAUAAGUUCAUUCAUGGGUGGCUGAUUCUUUCCUCUCUAAUGCUGCUGUUUAUGUUCACUUACAUCUAUCUUGGGGAAGUUUUUAAAACCUACAAUGUAGCGAUGGACUACCCAACCUUGAUCAUGAUUAUCUGGAACUUUGGAGCAGUGGGCAUGAUCUGUAUUCAUUGGAAGGGGCCUCUCCAGUUACAACAGGCUUAUCUUAUCAUGAUCAGUGCUCUUAUGGCUCUUGUUUUCAUCAAGUAUUUGCCUGAGUGGUCGGCCUGGGUAAUACUGGGAGCAAUAUCUGUAUACGAUUUGCUAGCUGUAUUAUGUCCAAAGGGCCCUCUCAGAAUGCUGGUGGAAACUGCCCAGGAAAGAAAUGAGCCUAUAUUUCCAGCAUUAAUAUAUUCCUCCGCCAUGGUAUGGACAGUGGGAAUGGCAGAUUCUGAUGAUUCAGAUCGAAGAAUAGAUCAGCAUGCAGAGGAAAGACCACUAAAUGCGAACCAUAUCUUACAAGCAGAAGGACAAUCUAGUGAAACUCAAAUUCAAACACCUAGCCAUCAAAAUGCACCUUCUGAUGAUGAAGAGGAGAGGGGAGUAAAGCUCGGCCUUGGUGACUUUAUAUUCUACAGCGUGCUCGUGGGAAAAGCUGCAGCAACUGCUAGUGGAGAUUGGAAUACUACUCUUGCCUGUUUUGUUGCUAUACUAAUAGUAAGUGCUGGAAUCUAUGUAACUGAAGAAAAUAUUGCACAAAAGAAAACUGUUAAGUACUUUGUUUCUUGACACUUAUUGGUUCAUUAUAAUUUGUAUAUAAAAUGUCAUGCUACAG